Mizuhopecten yessoensis (Yesso scallop) is the source of this 1581-nucleotide messenger RNA. RefSeq names its product exosome complex component RRP40-like. Gene Ontology annotation, biological process: poly(A)-dependent snoRNA 3'-end processing; exonucleolytic trimming to generate mature 3'-end of 5.8S rRNA from tricistronic rRNA transcript (SSU-rRNA, 5.8S rRNA, LSU-rRNA); TRAMP-dependent tRNA surveillance pathway. NCBI's taxonomy places the organism in Eukaryota, Metazoa, Mollusca, Bivalvia, Pectinida, Pectinidae. Gene Ontology annotation, cellular component: cytoplasmic exosome (RNase complex); nuclear exosome (RNase complex). The coding region runs from base 11 to 721 and encodes 236 amino acids. The record is from RefSeq and is a predicted model, not a curated record. Gene Ontology annotation, molecular function: RNA binding. The transcript has 4 exons.
UAGAUUUAAGAUGGUCGACCAUGUGGGUAAGGUUGUUCUUCCCGGCGAGAUCGUCACCGGUUUUAAAGCAUCUGAGAAAACAUCAAAGGUUAUUCUAGGGCCAGGACUCAGACAGGAGACAGAAACGAUAAGAGCUACAAAACCGGGAAUUUUAAGACACAAAGAGCCCAAUAUUUAUUGGGUCGACAGUCACCAGAAGAGGUACAUACCUGUUAAAGGAGAUACAGUCCUUGGGAUUGUGACAGCUAAAGCAGGUGACAUCUUCAGGGUGGAUGUUGGGAGCAGUGACCAGGCAUCAUUACCAUAUGUAGCUUUUGAAGCUGCUACCAAAAGGAACAGACCUGAUGUGAAGGUUGGAGAUAUAGUGUAUUGUAAGUUUGUGGAGGCCAACAAGGACAUGGAGGGAGAGGUGGUGUGUAUAGACAGCAGUGGCAAAAGUGGAGGCCUUGGUGUAAUUGGCAGGGAUGCAGGAUACCUCUUCCAGGUCCCCAUCAACCUCACAAGGAAAGUGCUCAGUCCUGAUUGUGAAUUGUUCGGAUCACUUGGUAAGAACAUGCGUUAUGAGACGGCAGUUGGGAUGAAUGGUCGGAUCUGGGUGAAAGCAAAGACAGUUGUGGAAACAAUAGCCAUUACAAACGCUAUAUGUGCAUCUGAGUAUAUGACAAACACUGAAAUUAAAAACAUGUGUAAACGACUAGCUGAUUCUAUGGCUGGUUUCUGAGUAACAUGUGUAAACAACUGGCUGAUUCUCUGAGUUAAGUGUGUAAAUGACUGGCUGAUUCUCUGGCUGGAUUCUGAGUUUCUUGUGUAAACGACUGGCUGGAUUCUGAGUUACCUGGAUAAACGACUGGCUGGAUUCUGAGUUACCUGGAUAAACGACUGGCUGGAUUCUGAGUUACCUGGAUAAACGACUGGCUGGAUUCUGAGUUACCUGGAUAAACGACUGGCUGGAUUCUGAGUUACCUGGAUAAACGACUGGCUGGAUUCUGAGUUACCUGGAUAAACGACUGGCUGGAUUCUGAGUUACCUGGAUAAACGACUGGCUGGAUUCUGAGUUACCUGGAUAAACGACUGGCUGGAUUCUGAGUUACCUGGAUAAACGACUGGCUGGAUUCUGAGUUACAUGAUAAAACGACUGGCUGAUUCUCUGGCUGGUUUCUGAGUUUCAUGUGUAAAUGACUAGCUGAUUUUAAUGCCUGGUUUCAGAGUUGCACAUUUUAAGAACCAAUCCACUACUCCAAGCAACUUUAAUUAAUCAUGUAUAAGGACGAGUGAAUGGCUGAAAAUCUAACUCUGGAACAGUGGCGAUGACAUGUGCAAUUCAAGAAUAUAGAGCCGUAACGUUUCCCAAUAUCGGGGCAAAAUUAAUUAAUCGAUCUUGUAAACGAGUGACAAUGAGAGUGGACAUGACUGUUAAUGAGUGGACAUUAUUAAUGCACAGGAAUAGGGUAAGAGGUGAGAGGAGGCAGCAAUGUUUGUAAUAAGACUGUUUCUUGGUGAUGUAAAGACAAAGUGUAUAUGUAUGAUUUGCGAUUCACUUCAUUAUUGUAAGUGCUGUUAAUAAAUGUUGACUUUAUGACU